AAAAGUAAAAAAAUAAAAAAAAUAAAAAAAAUAAAAAAACAACUGUCUUCAACCUUCAGUCAGAGAUCAGCAACCAACCUGAAGCCGCAAGGAUAAAAAUUUCGCGACGGAAAAAAUCGCUUGAAAUAGGAAAGGUAAUCUUUCAUCUUUUUCCCCCUUAUUUCAUUGUGGCGAAAAUCCCAAAACCACCAUCCAUCUCUCUCUAUCUUCACCAAAAAUCCAAAACCUCUGCGUCUUCUACUUCUUGCAAUUGGGUCGUUGAUAUUGAGGAAGCCCAGAUCAUGGAACUAUGGUCUUCUGCUUUAUCAAGUUUUAUGCAUAAUGCUUUGUUUCUUCGCUUGCAUUUCGAACUUUUUUUUUUUCCCCCGUACUUUGUUUAAUGGAUUUUUUUUUAUUUUUUUAUUUAUUUUUUGGUUGGGUGUGCGUUUUUAGCAAAGUGAAAGUGAAUAAUUUUAAGCAUGAGUUAUGUAGACUUGAAAAUAAUUGAAUGCCUUAUUUUUGUAUGCGCUAUUUGUGUGUGCUGAUUUAGUUUCUUUUUGUGUAUGCUGAAAAUUCACAUAGAAAUAAAGUGAAGGAAGAUCUUUAAAAAAAAAAAAAAGAAAAAAAGAAAAAGGAAUACAUGGGCCAAUGUGAGUAGUGAACACAUUAUUAAGCAGAAGUAAUGACGACCAAGCCUGCCAAGAUUCAGUAUGUUCAUAUGGUGUAUGACGAAGAAGACAACCAACAUUUUUGCCGUUCCCUGUCUUUCAAUCGUAUCCGAAGCCGCCGAUGGCGCCAAAGCAGCAUGGGCACUGCACUUACAGCCGUGGCGGCUCUCAUUAUCUCCACCAGCGCUUGGCUCUCUCUUGUCUUCUCUGGCACUACCACUCUCUGUUGGUCUCAUCUCAAGCACUGGGAUGGCAGCCUCAGCCUCCAUUCUUCACCUUCCUACCAAAACCACCAGCAGCACCAGCAGAUUUUAGCUGUUUCGCCUCCACUGCAAAACAUAAUCCCUAAAUCUCCUCAUCAUCAUUCUGCUUCCACCACAAAUAAAGAGAUGGAGAUGGAGAAGCUUUCGCUGAGGCACAUCAUUUUUGGCAUUGGUGGAUCCUCGCAGCUCUGGCGAAGGCGUAAAGAAUAUGUGCGGUUGUGGUGGCGUCCAAAUGAGAUGCGAGGCCAUAUCUGGUUAGAUGAGCCAGUGCCUUCCGAGGAUGGUGACGGCUCCUUGCCCCCUGUGAUGGUGUCCGAGGACAUUUCGCGCUUCCGCUACACCAACCCUGUUGGUCACCCUUCAGGACUCAGAAUAUCCCGUAUCAUCACAGAGUGUUUUCGCCUCCGGUUGCCAGAUGUCCGGUGGUUCGUUCUGGCUGAUGAUGACACCAUCUUCAACGUGGAUAACCUUGUUGCUGUUCUUGGCAAGUAUGAUCCGUCCGAGAUGGUUUACAUUGGGAACCCCUCUGAAAGCCAUUCUGCCAAUACCUACUUCAGCCAUUCCAUGGCUUUUGGUGGUGGAGGAAUCGCCAUCAGCCACCCUCUGGCCGAGGCACUAUCGACCAUUCAGGACAACUGCCUUGACAGGUAUCCGAAACUCUACGGGAGUGAUGAUAGACUCCAUGCCUGCAUUACAGAAAUUGGCAUUCCUCUGAGUAGAGAAUCUGGUUUCCACCAGUGGGAUAUUAGGGGUAGCGCGCAUGGAAUUUUAUCCUCUCAUCCUGUUGCACCAUUUUUGUCUAUUCAUCAUGUUGGAGUUGUGGAUCCUUUCUAUCCUGGCUUGAGCUCUUUGGAGAGUUUGCAACUUUUUAUGAAGGCCAUGAGAGUUGAACCCACUGGCUUUUUGCAGCGCUCUAUUUGUUAUGAUCGUGAACACCGCCUUACUUUUCUAGUGUCUCUUGGUUAUGUUGUUCAAGUCUUCCCAAACAUUGUGCUCCCCCGUGAGCUGGAGCGCUCCGAGCAAACUUUCUCAGCUUGGAAUGGUAUAAGUCAAAGGAAUGAGUUUGAUUUCGAUAUCAGAGAUCCUUACAAAUCUAUUUGUAAGAAGCCUAUCCUCUUUUUCUUGAAUACAAUAGGAAGAGUAGGUAAUGCUACAUUGGGUUCAUAUGCUCGUGCUAGAAGAAAAGAUGAUUUGAAGAGGAAAGUUCUAUGCUUUCCCCGUUUGCCUCCCCUGAACAACGUACAGAAAAUUUUGGUGUUGAGCUAUCCAUUGUCCAAGAAAUGGCAUCUGGCACCACGCCGGCUGUGUUGCAAACUGAACCAAACAAGUGAAGAAAUUCCUACCUUAUUAGUAGGACAAUGUUGAUGGUGCUUUUUGUUUCUCCUGGUGAAUUAUGCGAAUAUUUGGGAGGAUGUUGAUGCUUGGGCUGGGUGCUGAGUUUACCAAUUCCGUGUAUUUGAGUGACUCAAGUUAGAUUGUUGGAAUCAUUUAUCUUGUGCUUUUUGUUACCUUAUUGGGUUAGUUGCAUUUAUGGUGGCAUCCAGAUGAUGUGUGAAUACUACGGAGGCAAAAGAAUGCAGUUUCAGGCCUUUUUCUGAAGCAAAUUGUUGGGGUUCAUUUUUACCCCCCAAAAAAAAAAAUUUCUGGGGUUCAUGUAAUCUGGUCUUUAGGAUCCUAGAGACAGUAACAAUUACAAUUCUUUCAUGGGCUAGGUUGCAGUGGAAAUGUUGCUUGCUUGUGGCUGUGAUGCUUCUCAAUAAAAGCAAAAAAACCAAAGGUGGUGGUGAACAUUAUUUCUGGCUAGUGAUUGAAUGGUUAAACUGUUUUAGUACACUAGUUGAGAAAAUGGUUUUGUUGUACAUGACGCUAGGCAAUAUCUAGACAAAGAUCUUUGUGCUUGUGGGUGAUUAUUGAUCAA
Ziziphus jujuba (common jujube) is the source of this 2828-nucleotide messenger RNA. RefSeq lists its product as uncharacterized. Bases 662 to 2275 code for a protein of 537 amino acids. Gene Ontology annotation, molecular function: acetylglucosaminyltransferase activity. The transcript is spliced from 3 exons. Lineage: Eukaryota; Viridiplantae; Streptophyta; Magnoliopsida; Rosales; Rhamnaceae. The record is from RefSeq and is a predicted model, not a curated record.